This is a messenger RNA of Cannabis sativa, 3582 nucleotides long. RefSeq lists its product as uncharacterized. Gene Ontology annotation, molecular function: nucleic acid binding; RNA-DNA hybrid ribonuclease activity. The record is from RefSeq and is a predicted model, not a curated record. Lineage: Eukaryota; Viridiplantae; Streptophyta; Magnoliopsida; Rosales; Cannabaceae. The transcript has 2 exons. The coding region runs from base 1 to 3582 and encodes 1193 amino acids.
AUGGCUCUAGUUUAUUACUUCACCAUCUGCUUGGUAGUAUUACUUCCAACUGUCUUAGCCCAAAGUCAGAAAGAUGAUGGUAACCAUCAUAAGUAUUUGAGUUCAAAAACUGAAAUUUUUCUCAUGGUGCUUUUAAUCGGGGCAUUUUUCUUAAUUUCUAUUAUUAAAUGUAUACAUAUAUUAUAUCACGAUAACUUUCACGGUGAUGAAGAAAAUCCAUCUGUGCAAUUAUCUGUGCAAAAUGCAUCUGAAGAUAAUGCACCAGCCGUGAAUUUACCUGUACAAAAUGCAUCUGAAGAUAAUGCACCAGCCGUGAAUUUACCUGCACAAAAUGCACCUGGAGAAAUUGUACCCGUGCUUACUAUAGAUGCAUUUCCCGAAGACAAGUAUCCGUAUGGAGAUGAUACAAUAUUUGAAGGAGAAGAAUGUCCAAUAUGCUUAGAAGAAUACGAAGAGGGAGCGACCGUAAGAAAAUUUCCUUGCGGUCAUGUAUUUCACCCUGAGUGUAUGCAAAAUAUAUUAAACAGUAGACUUAAGAAGUGUCCUAAUUGUAGAUUUAUUAUAAUUUGGUUCUUCCACGCCAAAGCUACCGCUCGAAGACGGCACAAUUCUAUUCAGAAGCUGAAGGAUGAUACGGGAAAAUGGGUUGGUUGGGAGGAUGAUCUUCCUAAUGUGGUAACUUCCUAUUUUUCUCAUCUUUUUGGUGCUGAAAAUGUGGUUUAUGGGGCUGUUACUGCUUGUGUUCAGCCGCGUAUAACUGAUGUACAAAAUGCCCAGCUCACAAGUGACGUUACAACUGAAGAGAUCAAAAAAGCUUUGUUCCAAAUGCACCCCGAAAAGUCUCCUGGACCAGACGGAAUGACCCCGGGGUUUUAUCAAAAGUUCUGGCAUAUUGUUGGCGAUGAUAUUGUGGCCAUGGUACGAUCUUUUUUCUCUAAUGGAGUUAUUUCUAGUGAUUUAAAUAAGACAAAUAUUGUUUUAAUCCCUAAGAAAAAACUUCCUGAACAUAUGAGUGAUCUUAGGCCAAUCUCAUUGUGUAAUGUUCUGUAUAAGAUCAUUUCUAAAGUUCUAGCCAAUAGAUUGAAAGAAGCCUUACCUAAUGUUAUUUCCAACACACAAAGUGCUUUCUUGCCGGGGCGGUUGAUAUCAGAUAAUAUUAUGGUGUCAUUUGAAAUCAUGCAUUACUUGAAGAGGAAAAGAAUGGGCAAAGAAGGGUUUAUGGCUCUUAAAUUGGACAUGAGUAAGGCGUAUGACAGAGUUGGGUGGAACUUCUUAGAAGCCAUGUUACUUCGUAUGGGGUUUGGUUCUCAUUUUGUUGCUCUGAUUAUGUCUUGUGUCUCAACAGUGUCUUACAAUGUCACAUAUGGGGGGCGAGUUAUGGGUCCUAUAUAUCCAGGCAGAGGUAUUCGACAAGGUGAUCCACUUUCACCGUAUCUUUUUCUGGUGUGUGCUGAGGGUCUGUCUGCUCUGCUGAAACAUUAUGAACAGCAACGUUGGCUAACUGGAUGUCAAGUUGCUAGGGGAGCGCCUCGUGUGUCACAUAUGCUUUUUGCUGAUGAUAGCUAUGUGUAUUGCAAGGCUAACGAUGAGGAGUCUGAAAGAGUGUUGCAGUUGUUCAAUGUGUAUCAAAGAGCCUCGGGUCAGCAAAUUAAUCGAGCCAAGUCAUCCAUCUUCUUCAGUAAGAAUAUUAAUGAAGGAACUCGGGCUAGAUUGUGUAGUAUUCUGGGUAUGAAUGCAGCUAUGGAGAAUAGCAUGUACUUGGGCUUACCUUGUACAAUGGGUCGGAAUAAGAAUGCUAUACUUGGAUUUCUUAAGGAUAAAAUGCAGAAGAAAAUUUUCUCUUGGGAGACAAGAUUUUUGUCUAAAGCGGGAAAAGAAGUGCUUUUGAAAUCAGUUGCUCAAGCCUUGCCUUGUUAUGCUAUGAGUGUAUUCUUACUCACUCAGGAAAUUUGCUCUAAUCUUGAAGGUAUGAUGUCUAAAUUCUGGUGGAAAUCUCAGUCUAAUUCUUCUAGUAAGGGAGUGAGUUGGAUGAGUUGGAAGAAGCUUUGUCGUCACAAGAAUGAGGGUGGUAUUGGCUUUCGAGACCUUCGUAACUACAAUCUUUCUUUUCUUGGAAAGCAAGGUUGGAGAUUAUUAACCAAUGAGAAUUCUUUGGUUAGUAGGAUUUACAAAGCAAGAUACUAUCCUAAUGGUUCUUAUCUCACGGCUGAGAUUGGUUCGAAUCCUAGCUUUAUCUGGAGAAGCAUUUUAGAAGCCAAAGAUUUGGUUUCGGCUGGUGCAAGAAGAUCAAUUGGAGGGGGGACUUCUGUCAGCAUUCUUCGUGAUCCAUGGUUGCCUCACACUUUGAAUCCUUUUGUUCUUUCUAGUCACCCUGCUCUGGUAGGAAAAAUGGUGUGCAACUUGUUUUUGGUUGGACAGAGAUGUUGGGAUUUAGAGGUGCUAGAAGACCUGUUUGAAGAGAGGGACAAAGAUUUAAUUGUUUCUAUACAACUUAGUGAGUCAGUGGACGAAGAUGGCUGGGUCUGGAACAAGUCAUCUUCGGGUUUUUAUACAAUCAAGAGUGCCUACUCUUAUCUGCAGCAGAACACAGCCACGGUAGACUUGGUUCAGAACUCAGAUGGGUUCAAAAAACUCUGGCAGCUUGAUAUUCCUCAGAAGGUUCAACACUUUUUAUGGCGUGCAACAUCGGGAUGUCUCCCAACUAAAGUACAGCUGAAUACAAAGCAUGUGAAUAUCGAAAUGGUGUGUCCCUUCUGCAAUUUCUCUGCUGAAACGAUAUGUCACAUUCUCUUGGGCUGUAGCUUUAGUCGUUCAUGCUGGUCUCUCUCGGCAGUGCACGUUACUGGUGCACACGGUGAAGAUUUCAGCGACUGGUUUUUUGCUUUAAUGGCCUCUAAUCCUCCUGAAGUGGUUCGGGAAGCAGCUAUGAUUAGCUGGAAAAUAUGGGCGGUCCGUAAUGAUCUUGUGUGGAAUGACAAGACUUGUUCAGCGUAUGAAGUGGUUCGAUCGGCUAGAGUCGUCCUUGACCAAUGGUUAAGUGCUCAAUCACAAAAACAUGGGGCAUUAUUAAUAGAUGAUAUUAAUAAUGUUACUGAGCACUGGAAGAAACCAAUGUUAAAUAAGGUUAAGGUCAAUGUUGAUGGUGCCAUUUUUCAAGCGGAGAACAAGUUCGGUUUUGGAUGUAUAGCAAGAGAUCACAAUGGACAGCUUAUUGAAGCUAUCUCAGGGAGCCGAGUUGGAUUGGUUCAGCCUGAAGUUGCUGAAGUAUUUGGGGUCAAAGAAGCCUUAAGUUGGAUAAAAAGAAAGAAGUGGGCAAGUGUGGUGAUCGAGACCGAUGCGUUACUGGUGGUUCAGGCAAUUCAAAGUUCUAUUUGCAUGCCAUCACAGUUUGGUCUAAUUGUUCGAGAUUGUCGAGAGCUUCUUUCUAAUUUAAAUGACGUUUCUUUAAGUUUUGUAAAACGAUCUGCAAACGAGGCUGCUCAUUGCAUAGCAAGAGGGUCUAGUUUAAAGUCAGAUUGUAUUUUCAGUGGGAUUACCGCUCCUUUUCAAUUAAUGUCUAUUGUAACUACUGAAAGUUAUUGA